AGAAAUUUGAGUCGAAGGCUUUUUCUCCACAGAAGGAACUUGAAGAAGUGCUUUAAAUCGUGGAAUAAAGUAAGAGAUCCUGAACGCUGUCAUGGCUUUAAGGUUCUCCGGUGUGUUCCGUCAGAUGAUCUACACAUCGUCAUCAGUAUUACGUGGUCCAGUUCAAGCUCGUCUAAAAAGUUCCUGUCCAGUUCAGAUCAGCCACCUGGAUCACCUGGUUCUGACGGUUCGAGAUCUGAAGACAACCACUCAGUUCUACUCCUCUGUCCUGGGAAUGGAGGUGGUAUCAUUUAAGGGAAAUCGUAAAGCUCUGAGUUUUGGAGAUCAGAAGUUUAACCUGCACGAAGUCGGGAAAGAGUUCGAACCAAAAGCUAAAACUCCCACGCCGGGUUCUGCAGAUCUCUGCCUCAUCACCAAAACCCCACUGGAAUCAGUGGCUGCUCAUCUGAAGGAAUGUGGAGUGAAGAUCGAGGAAGGGCCGGUUGAGAGGACGGGAGCGCAGGGUCCAAUCAUGUCCCUCUAUUUUAGAGACCCUGAUAACAAUCUGAUCGAAGUGUCCAACUACUCCAACAAGUGCUGAAACUCAGAAUUCAUGACUGAUGGUUCUGAUUUUAUACUGAUUAUACAGGGAUCUGAUCAACACUAGAACCAAAAACACGUCUGUAAAUGAAAGAGCUUAAUGUAAUAUAGUUUUAUUAAAGCUGUUUUAACACAAA
Messenger RNA from Trichomycterus rosablanca, 716 nucleotides. It is a transcript of the gene glod5, whose product is annotated as glyoxalase domain containing 5. Bases 92 to 580 code for a protein of 162 amino acids. The transcript is spliced from 4 exons. The record is from RefSeq and is a predicted model, not a curated record. Lineage: Eukaryota; Metazoa; Chordata; Actinopteri; Siluriformes; Trichomycteridae.